Messenger RNA from Folsomia candida, 680 nucleotides. RefSeq lists its product as uncharacterized. The coding region runs from base 116 to 466 and encodes 116 amino acids. The record is from RefSeq and is a predicted model, not a curated record. NCBI's taxonomy places the organism in Eukaryota, Metazoa, Arthropoda, Collembola, Entomobryomorpha, Isotomidae. The transcript has 4 exons.
UCAAGUAUGUUCUAUUCAUGAAAAGUGUUAGUGAAUAAAUUUAUUUACAGAAUUAUAUUAUUUUUAACUAAUAAAUAAAUGAGAUACGUUAGUUGAUAAAGACAAAAUAGUCCACAUGGAUUUGGGAAGUGUUCUGUUUGUCUUCGCGAUAAUUGUUUCCUUUGUUGCGGGAAGACCUCCAAUUAAUCGAUACGCAUACGAGGAUAAUUAUAGUGAUGGCGGUGGGAAUUUUGGACACGAUCCUCCUCCGCGGCUUGUUGAACGAGUCAGCUACGUGCCAGGGUACCGUGGCGGGAAGGGGUACUACCAGCGGGAGAGGAUCCUAAGAAAUACGGGGCCACCUCGACCACUGAGAUAUCGCGUCGAUCGGAAGGGACCAAAUAGGGUGAGGCUCUGCCCGAAAAACUCCAAAUGUAAAGAUCAGCUCUACGAUGUCAAUCAAUAUAAUGUUCGACAGAAUUAUUGAAUCUUGUGAAAAAAAUGUGGAAAUUAUUUAUUGAGCUACAUAUCCCUUGCAAAUUGUAACAUGUGGAUUUGUCGGAUUAUGCACAGAUUCCUUAAUAAGUCUCACUGUGAAAGCCAACAAAUAUCGAAAUGGAAAUAAUUACACAUGUGUUUUAUACAAGUUUCCAGAGAUCAUAACGUGUAUCCAGAUUUCAAUAAAAUAUCGUCACAACGAA